UUUUCCUUUUGAAUUUUAUGCACACUAUCUGUUUGUUGUUAUUUUUCUUUACAUGUACUUCAAAUGUGUAAACUUUACACCAGAAAUGUUCACCAGGGAUUUUACCUUUUGAAAACAAAAGAACAAAAGGUGAUGGUGGAGUAGGAUUUGGAACCAUCAAAGGUUAGAUUCUUAUGUUUUGGUUGGUUGGAAAAAAAGCUAACCUAGUGCUUGUAUACUUCAGAAGAAAAAGUUAAUCCGUUUGGUUGUCAGAAUCUUGAUAUUAAUUGUGGGUGGCCUUUUAAUUCAUGUCGAUUUCUACAGUAAAUGUGAACUACUUUUUAGGUUUUAAUAGUGAGACAGCAAAGAACCCGAGGUUAGCUUUUUUGUUUUCUCGUUAGUCCUAUUUCUAGACUUGAAAUUCUUGAGAUUAUCAAAUUAUUGAUUACUGGGUAGGAAUCUUCAAUGUGAAUUAUAAAAGAAAAAACAUAUAUUUCUUCUGAAGAAACCCUUUGAAUUGAUUUAUUUUGGUUUCGUUAAAAGUUCUUUUAGGAAGUUUGUUUCCUGUUUAUGUGAUAAUUCUAGACAGUGGAUUUAGACAAGCCCAGAUGUCUGCGGAUGAGCCUGGCAAUAGCUCCGAGUGGAGUAGAGAGCAAGAUAAUGCAUUUGAAAAUGCCCUUGCAACUUAUCCCGAGGACUGUUCUGAUCGGUGGGAGAAAAUUGCUGCUGCUGUACCUGGUAAAACUUUGGAAGAGAUUAAAGAACACUACGAGAUUCUAGUGGACGACGUUAACAGGAUUGAAUCUGGCUUUGUGCCUCUCCCUCCUUAUGAUUCUGCUUACAGUUCAGUGGGUCAAGCUGGUAGUGAAGGAACUGGUAAGAAAGGAAAUAACAAUUUAGGGCAUAAUAACAAUGUGUCAAACCAUGGGGUUAAGAAUUUGAGGUCCGAUCAGGAGCGUCGCAAGGGGACUGCUUGGACGGAGGAGGAGCACAGGUUAUUUCUUCUUGGUUUAGAAAAAUAUGGGAAAGGUGACUGGCGAAGCAUAUCCCGGAACUAUGUGGUCUCAAGAACACCAACGCAAGUGGCAAGUCAUGCGCAAAAGUAUUUCAUUCGAUUGAACUCCAUGCACAAAGACCGGAGGCGAUCUAGCAUCCACGAUAUCACCAGUGUUGGCAAUGGAGAUAUUUCAGCACCCCAAGGACCGAUCACUGGUCAAUCGACUGGUGCUGCAGCUGGAGGUUUGUCUGGAAAGCCAGCAAAACAACCCUCUUUACAUCCUGCUGCACCAGCUGGUGUUGGUGUGUAUGAUGCCCCGACUGUAGGGCAACCAAUAGGAGGCCCCCUUGUCUCAGCGGUUGGCACGCCAGUGAAUCUUCCCGGCUCGACACAUAUGGCUUAUGGAGUGAGAGCUCCUGUACCUGGAGCAGUGGUUCCUGGAGCUCCGGUGAGCAUGGGUCCUGCAACAUACCUGAUGCCCCAUGCAUCUUCUCAUAGGUAAUGUGUUGUUUAGCUGCCAAAUGUACACAAGGACAGAAGAUGACUAUCUUGUGCAGAUAUCGGGUUACCGGAUUUUCCAAUUUAGCCCGAAUAAGAUUUGCUUAUUUGCAAGCAUUAACUAGUUUGUCUGUCGUUUGCUUAAUCUUAAUAAACCAUAGGGAUAGUGUUUACAUGAACGUGUAUAGGCAACUCUGGAAAA
Molecule: messenger RNA, 1676 nt
Organism: Hibiscus syriacus
Lineage: Eukaryota; Viridiplantae; Streptophyta; Magnoliopsida; Malvales; Malvaceae
Product: transcription factor SRM1-like
Exons: 3
Coding region: 588-1478 (296 amino acids)
Molecular function (GO): DNA binding
Source: RefSeq, a predicted model, not a curated record